Molecule: messenger RNA, 1996 nt
Organism: Etheostoma cragini (Arkansas darter)
Lineage: Eukaryota; Metazoa; Chordata; Actinopteri; Perciformes; Percidae
Product: monocarboxylate transporter 2-like
Exons: 5
Coding region: 184-1623 (479 amino acids)
Biological process (GO): monocarboxylic acid transport; transmembrane transport
Cellular component (GO): membrane
Molecular function (GO): monocarboxylic acid transmembrane transporter activity
Source: RefSeq, a predicted model, not a curated record
GUCUCCGGGAGGGUUGUUGCUUUUUCCGUGUAUGGUCACUGGUAUUUGUGAUGCAAGCACACGUGAUGAGAUCAAAGGCCUUAAAGCAGGGUCUUUCUGAGGCAGCCACAGUCUGGUACAACAACAGGGUUUAUAGUCUGGCCAACACGGUUUCAAGGAUUGUGCAAAGUCAGUGGAUUGAUCAUGGCCCCUGCAACAACAACCAAACUAGGCUACACACCACCAGAUGGAGGCUGGGGCUGGGCUGUCGUCUUUGGCGCUUUCAUCUCCAUAGGAUUCUCCUAUGCCUUUCCCAAGUCCCUCACCAUCUACUUUAAGGAGAUUCAAGAAUAUUUCUUUGUUUCCUACAGUGAGAUUGCCUGGCUGUCCUCAGUCAUGCUCGCUUCUAUGUAUGCAGGAGGACCUGUGAGCAGUUUACUUGUCAACCGUUAUGGCAGCAGACCUGUGGUCAUGGUCGGUGGGAUCAUGGUUAGCACUGGCAUGAUACUUGCUUCUUUUGGCAAGACCAUUAUGCAUCUGUAUCUUUGCGUUGGAGUAAUCGGAGGUUUAGGCCUGGCCUUCAACCUACAGCCGGCCCUGACGAUCAUAGGUACCUACUUCCAGGUCAGAAGGCCGCUGGCUAACGGGCUCGCCAUGACAGGUAGUCCGGUUGUUCUGUUCACUCUGGCUCCUCUCAAUCAGUUUCUGUUUGAUUCUUUUGGCUGGAGAGGGAGCUUCCUCAUCCUGGGAUCCAUUGUUUUGAACUGCUGUGUAGCUGGCGCUUUGAUGAGACCAGUCAACAAAAAUGCCCAAUCAAAGACUGAUCCAUCAGAAUGCAACGGGACAGCUGCUGAGGAAGCUACUACAGGAGACACCGGUGCGCAGUCAGCUAACCUUCUGACUAAAGAAAACCAAGAAGAGAGCGGGAGUCAGGGUUGUGUGCACAAAAUCAUAGAUCCCGCACUUUUCAAACACCGGGGCUUCCUCAUUUAUCUCAUUGGUAAUGUGGUCAUGUUCUUUGGGUUUUUUGCGCCUGUGGUCUUUCUGGCUCCGUAUGCCAAGCAUCAAGGGAUUGAUGAAUAUUCAGCAGCUUUCUUGCUCUCUAUUUUUGCUUUGGUGGAUAUGUUUAUCAGACCAGCCACUGGCUUUAUUGGCAACACCAAGUGGAUUCGGCCACGGAUCCAAUACUUUUUUAGUUUUGCAGUUUCAUACAAUGGUGUGUGCCACCUUAUAUGCCCAUUGUUACCUGGAUAUGUGGGUCUGGUUGUUUAUGCAGUCUUCUUUGGUUUGGCGUUUGGAAUGCUUUCUGCACUGCUUUUUGAAGUUCUGAUGGACCUUGUGGGAGCUCAUCGCUUCUCCAGUGCAGUUGGACUUGUCACCAUUAUCGAGUGUGGGCCGGUGCUCCUUGGACCUCCACUUUCAGGAGCUCUGGUUGAUAUUUUCGGGGACUACAAAUACAUGUACUACGCGUGUGGAGUGUUUAUGCUGGUGCCUGGUAUAUUUUUCUUCAUCAUGCAUUACUUCAACUACAAGAAACUUGACGAGGAGCGGAGGCAGACUAUGGCUUUGGAGAUGAGGACUUGUGAUGAGGCAGUUCAACUUAAAAUGAGCCAGGAUGGUGAAACAGCAGAAACAAAUGGAUGAACAUUCUGGAUGAAUUUUAGUUAAUGUAGACCAGUUUUCCAAAUUUUUACAGUUCCGUACCUCUUCCAACUUUCAGCCUCAAGCUACAUAGCCACACACUCUUAUAUGAAUUAUUUAUGUUAGCGUACCCUCUACUUCACAUCUUGUUCCCUUGGGGGAACAUGUACCCAAGUUUGGGAACCAAUGAUAUAGACAGAUGACACUGCAUAGGCUUUUUACAGCAGUACAUUCAGUGGAUGUAUGUGUAUGCAAUUAUUUUCUACUUUGGAUGAGAUUGUUUGAGUCUUUGAACCUUUUCUACACAGAUCAAGAUUUAGUGUUUUAAUGGUUAUUUUAUAUAUGUUGUUAUUACAUCAUGUGCCUACUGUAACUC